CAAGCCAUCUUCGUUGAUACAGACAUCCUCACUGACGUCGAUGAUGUUGGAGCCUUAGCAAUAGCCAACGUACUUCACAACUGCGGGCUCGCUGACCUACAGGGAGUGGCAGUCAACACACAUUCAAGAUACGGCGCGUUGGCUGUGAGCGCUAUCAAUACUUACUUUGGAAAUAGCGACGUGCCCGUUGCUGCCAUACGACCGCUGACUGAGGAUACCUUCUUCGACAGAAUGACUUACAGAUGUGGCGAGUAUGCGAGUAGAGUCGCCUACAAUUGGCCGCGAGCGUUGAAUGAAUCCUUCAGCACACCAACACCGGUUGAGCUCUACCGUAGCGUAUUGGCUUCGGGGGGCAAUAACAGCCUCAAUAUGAUUUCUGUUGGUUUUCUGACAAACAUUGCCGACCUACUCCGCUCGCCGGCAGAUGGGAUCAGCAGCUUGACAGGACUCGAACUGAUCAAUGCUAAAGUCAAGGAACUGAUCGUAAUGGGCGGCCGCUACCCAUCAGGCUGGGAGUACAACUUCGGUGGCGUAGACCCAGCAAGUACGCGGUAUGUUCUGGAACACUGGCCGGUAGAUGUACCCUUGACCUUUUCCGGCUGGGAACUUGGAGUAGCCAUCUGCUCAGGCCAGAAUCUGCGAACACAUUCCCCGCCUAAUUCGCCGGUCUUUGCUGCGUAUGAGUGGUACAUUGGCCGCUGUCAGACAGUGUGGGAAUCGUGGGAUCCCGUUACGGUGCUUUACGGUAUCCUGGGGAUGGAUGGGUUCGAACAGCUCGGUCUCACGUCUCCAUUUGCGUAUGCAAACGAGGGUGGAUAUAACGCAAUUGUCGAUGAUAAGGGAGCCAACGCAUGGGUGAACGAUCAGACUGUGACAAACCAGCAUUGGCUGAAGCUUGCAUACGGGGUAAAUAAUUGGACUGUUGCAGAGAUCCUGAAUCGCUUCCUGACGUACGACCCGAAGCAGCAGGAG
Molecule: messenger RNA, 972 nt
Organism: Baudoinia panamericana UAMH 10762
Lineage: Eukaryota; Fungi; Ascomycota; Dothideomycetes; Mycosphaerellales; Teratosphaeriaceae
Exons: 2
Molecular function (GO): hydrolase activity, hydrolyzing N-glycosyl compounds
Source: RefSeq, a predicted model, not a curated record